Halichondria panicea is the source of this 1487-nucleotide messenger RNA. RefSeq lists its product as uncharacterized. NCBI's taxonomy places the organism in Eukaryota, Metazoa, Porifera, Demospongiae, Suberitida, Halichondriidae. The transcript has 5 exons. The record is from RefSeq and is a predicted model, not a curated record. The coding region runs from base 260 to 1285 and encodes 341 amino acids.
GGUAACUGGGUUGAUAUAAUUAUAGCAGCUCAUUGAACACAUAAUCUAGCAGAAGUAAGAUGUUUGAUUAACUUUCUAGACCUGCUGGCUCAGUGUCAGUCAGUCUGACAGUUGUUGCAUGCCAGGCUCUUGUAGAUCUACAUCAUCUACAUAUUCAUCAAUCUCUACAUAUACUAGCCUCCUUUGCCUCUCAGAAGAAGUGCGGCCUGGGAUCGAAGCUAUACAUACAUAUACAAGCUCCAAGAACAUUGUGUAGAUCAUGAUGGUUACCAGAGGAUACAUGUUACGUGUGGCACUACUCACGGUCAUACUGAUGGCCACAUCCAAAACUGUGUGUGGUGAAUUUAUUCUAACUGUCAACUUGGUCAAUUACACCAACCCAACCGGACUGUGUGCUGAAUGUCACUUAAACACAACAUUUGGUCCAGUGUGUUGUGAUGAACUACCACUCAAAUCUGGAAACUGUGACAACACAGGAGAGAAUAGCUGUGACACCAGGUUCCGUUGGACCAUCAGACCAUUCCGUGCAUCACUAGAGAUAAGAACCAGCACUGGGUACAACUUCACAGACUGUUCAGUGUCCCCCAGCACUUGCCCAUUCAAUGAAAUGAGCACAACAUUCGGUCAAGGUCCAACAGCACUACUGGGGGUAGCACCCAAUCCUCUACCUGUUUCAAGCACAACUUUUAAUGCAUGGACAGGGCGGAUUCAAUUCUUCAUAGAAGCCGUGGACAGCAGACUCCCGAACAUAAUAGACAGUUUGUUGAUUGACCUGGACACCCUCCAACUUGGAGCAGACUUCACAGAGGAGAUGACGUUCACUGGAUUCCACAACAUAUCUCACAUGACCAUGAGUUUCAGAGUCGAGUGCUCUCCUGGUUUCUGUGGAUCUGACUGUACCACAACACCUCAGAACAAUCCACGAGUGGCGACAUGUCAAUGUACUGAUCACCGAUUUGACCCCUCACCUCUUGUAGUCUGCACCCAGUGCCUACCAGGCUGGGACAUUACCUCGGACUGUACUAGUUGCCUACCCAACAGAGACCCAGUCACCAACUGCUCUCUCUGCCUACAACCAGACAGGUUCACUGAUACAGACUGCAGUGUGUGUGCUCUACCAGGAGGGGACCCAGCAACACUCUGUCAAACAUGCUUGGCCACUAACUUUGACCCUAACACAAAUUGCUCUGAAUGCAUAGGCAAUCUUGAUCUCAGCUCCAGCUGCUCCACUUGUUUGCCUGGAUAUGAUAGUAGCCUUAACUGUGCACUGUGUCUAUCUGGAUGAAACAUAUCCACAAGAUGUACCACCUGUCUGGCUGGAUUCACUGGAAGUAACUGUGAACCUGUUUCUGCCGUGAAUGGUGGUCUUGUGGGUGGUAUAGCGGGUGGAGCUCUCUUCCUGGUGAUAAUCGUCUUGGUGAUCAUUGUGUGUGUGCUCGUGUGUAAAAAUUGUGUGUAAAAAUCGAAGGAGAGGUCACAUCAAAUUU